Cylicocyclus nassatus is the source of this 489-nucleotide messenger RNA. The record is from the annotation of a GenBank genome assembly. Lineage: Eukaryota; Metazoa; Nematoda; Chromadorea; Rhabditida; Strongylidae.
AUGGACUACAAGGAUUUCAAUAAUAGUAAACGUGGAUCGUCUUUACUGCGACGAUUUGAGGCAGGAAUCAAACGGACUUGCAAAACGCUUCCCAUACCAUUUCAGUACUGCAUCUGUCAAUACGCAACAUCUGCAGUGACUGAUGAAAAGUUGAGACAAAAACUAGCUACAUUUGCUGUUGAACAACUAGAUCUACUUCUACAAUCUGAAGGAGUUUCGUCUUCGUGUGAGAAUGUGAAACUGAAAAAGAUCUUGUCUAUCAAUCAAUAUACCUCGACAUCAAUGUUCGAAAACCAAAUUUUUGAUGUCACUUUCGAAGUUGCACCUCCUGCUCGUGGAAAAUUCCAGAUUCCGGUCAGAUUGAAGCAGGGCAAACUAGCCUUAGCUGGAGCCACAUUUCUGCGACUCGAUCGGUAUAAUGAUAUGGGCGAUUGUAUGAGCAAAGGAGUUCUUCGUUCCUACUGCACAUGCAAAAAUCGGGUACAUUGA